This is a messenger RNA of Eutrema salsugineum, 2517 nucleotides long. RefSeq lists its product as uncharacterized. Lineage: Eukaryota; Viridiplantae; Streptophyta; Magnoliopsida; Brassicales; Brassicaceae. The transcript has 4 exons. The coding region runs from base 4 to 2517 and encodes 837 amino acids. Gene Ontology annotation, molecular function: helicase activity. The record is from RefSeq and is a predicted model, not a curated record.
AUCAUGGAAAACAACGAGAAAACAACUCUGUUCAAUAAAGUCUUCUCUUGGUCUGUCCAAGAUAUUCUCAACAAAGAUCUAUACAAGCGACAGAGAAAGACAAUACCAGACAGAUUUGUUUCCACCGAUCAAUACUUCAACUGUUUUGUUCCUCAUCUACUGGAGGAAACGCGAACCGAGUUGUCAUCGAGCGUCAAAUCUAUAUCUAGAUCUCCCUUUUUCCAAAUACGCUCGAUAGUGACAAGGAGUGUUAAAGAAUCAAGUGGAAGCUCAUCAAACAAUUUGCUUUACGAUAUAACCCUAAUGGCUACCGAAUACAGUUCAAAGUACCAGCCAAAGUGUGGAGAUCUUAUUGCUCUCACAAAGGAAAGGCCAAGACGAAUCGACGAUUUGAAGCCCUUACUUCUCGCCUACGUAUUCAAGGUUGAUGGUGAUCUAAUAAUCUCUGUUCAUUCGUCUAGAUCGAUACAAAAUCAUGCGGGAUAUCCAUUUGGUUGUGGUGUUCUUCUCAUGGGUUUAACUACAAACACUCGAAUUUGGAACGCGUUGCACAAUGAAGCUGCAGACAUGACACUAAUCCAGAGUGUUCUGCAAGCAAAUACUCUGGCUGCAGAACAAUGUUUUUGCUAUGGAAAUUCUGUUGAGUUUUCUGACCAUGGUUUGGAUAUAGUCCGUUCAGCAAAAUUGAACUGUUCACAAGCAGAUGCAAUCUUGCGUUGCCUUCAGACAAGGACCUGUAAUCACAAGAACAGUGUGAAACUGAUAUGGGGACCUCCUGGAACUGGCAAAACGAAGACAGUUGCGACGCUUCUCUUUGCUCUUCUCAAGCUCAAUUGCAAAACUGUCGUUUGUGCUCCUACAAACACAGCAAUUGUACAAGUUGCAUCUAGGCUCUUGUCCUUAUUCAAGGAAAGCUCUUCAUCAGAACAUGCUACUUACAGGCUGGGGAACAUUGUUCUAUCUGGAAACCGCGAGAGAAUGGGGAUUACCAAGAAUGAUCAUGUUCUUCUCGAUGUGUUUCUUGACCAUCGCAUAGGUAAACUUGAAAACCUCUUUUCACCAUUUUCUGGAUGGACAGCGAGGUUAGAGUCGCUCAUAAAUUUUCUUGAGGACACGGAGGCUAAGUACAAUGAUUAUGUUCAGUUCGAGGACGAAGAUCAAUUUGAGGAGGAAGAAGUUGUAAACGUUCUUACAUAUGGAGAGUUUGUAAGGAAAUAUUUCAAUGGUUUAAGUGAAGAACUGGAGAUAGAUAUGGUUGAUUUGCAGACACAUCUUCCAAAGUCUUUUGUCUUAUCUCAAGAUGUGGAGAAAAUGAUUGCAGCCCGUGAAGCUCUUCAGCGUGUCAGAUAUUUCUUGCAGGAGAAAUCUUAUGAUUUGAUGAAGGGAACUUUCCAAUUUGAUUGCUUCAACAGACUCAUCAAUUUUGACUGCCUUAAGGCUCUACGUUUACUUCCAAAACGUUUUGAGAUUCCAGACUUGUUGGAAAACGAAGAUGUUAGGAAGUUUUGUCUGCAAAACGCGCAUAUAAUUUUCUGCACAGCCUCAGGUGCUGCUGAGAUGAGUGCGGCAAGAACAGGGAUUAUAGAGCUUCUUGUGAUUGACGAGGCAGCUCAGCUUAAAGAAUGUGAAUCGGUUGCUGCGUUGCAGCUUCCUGGUUUGCGUCAUGCUGUUCUUAUAGGAGAUGAAUAUCAGUUACCUGCAAUGGUUCAUAACGAUGAAUGUGAAAAGGCGAAAUUUGGAAGAAGCUUGUUUGAGAGGUUGGUACUGCUUGGUCAUCAAAAACACUUGCUUAAUGUUCAAUAUCGAAUGCAUCCGUCUAUAAGCCGUUUCCCAAACAAGGAGUUUUAUGGUGGGAGAAUCACAGAUGCUGAGAUUGUUAAAGAAAGCAUUUAUCAAAAGAGGUAUCUUCAAGGAAACAUGUUUGGUUCUUUCUCAUUCAUAAAUGUUGGUCGUGGGAAUGAAGACUUUAGUGAUGGUCAUAGUCCUAAGAAUCUGGUGGAAGUUGCUGUAAUUUCUGAGAUCAUAUCGAAUCUUUUCAAAGUUUCAAGAGAAAGAAGGAUGACGAUGAGUGUUGGGGUGGUUUCACCAUACAAGGGGCAAGUAAAAGCGAUCCAAGAAAAGAUCCGAGAUAAGUACAGUUCCUUAUCAAGUCUUUUCACUUUGAAUGUUCGGUCUGUGGAUGGGUUUCAAGGAGGAGAAGAAGAUAUUAUCAUCAUCUCCACCGUUAGAAGUAACGGUAACGGUAACGUUGGGUUUCUCAGUAACCGUCAAAGAGCCAACGUUGCACUCACUCGAGCGAGGCACUGUUUAUGGGUGGUUGGGAACGAGACGACUUUGGCUUUGAGUGGUUCGAUUUGGGCUAACCUGAUAAGUGAAGCGAGGACACGUGGCUGCUUCUUCGAUGCUGUUGAUGAGAGGAGUCUUAGAGAUGCUAUGAAUGGUGCUUUGAUCGAAGAUGUAUCUUCGAGUUUUGGAUCUCUAUCGAUUGGGAGGAGUGCGAGAAGAAAUGUUUGGUAG